Messenger RNA from Cherax quadricarinatus, 3062 nucleotides. Its product is annotated as ankyrin repeat domain-containing protein 29. Gene Ontology annotation, molecular function: protein binding. NCBI's taxonomy places the organism in Eukaryota, Metazoa, Arthropoda, Malacostraca, Decapoda, Parastacidae. The record is from RefSeq and is a predicted model, not a curated record.
GGGUGGUGCAGUAAUGGUAACAGCAGCAUCACAGUAACACAGGCUGGUACACUCAACGGGUGUCAGUAUAAAGUGCUCUCCUCUCCUCUCAGAUACAAGUGUGUGGACGCUGCAGGCACUCUGUACGUUCAGCAUGGUGGACAGUAGAGGGCAGUGUGGAUUAACAGUGGUGGCAGUGGUGAUGGUGACAGCAGUGAUGGUGAUGAUGGCAGGUGUAGCAGAUGCAGUUAGCGACGACAUCCCUGACCCCUGUCAAAACAUUUCCAGUCUGCCAGCCAGGAAAAGGAACAUUUGCAAUGGUAACUGGUUGCUGUACGCUGCUGAGGCGGGUCACCUGCACCGCGUCCAUACUCUUCUUCAUCUGCCUGAGAGAUCCUACCUUAUGGCCUACACUGACAGUCAAGGACUGCGUAAGGGGUUCACUGCUAUGAUGCUGGCGGCUGAGAAGAAUCACACUGAGGUGGUGGAGGUUCUUGUGAAUGCUGGUUCGGAUGUCAACCACACCAGCAGAGCGAUGUACACGGUGGUAUACCUACUGGCUGAGAAGGGAGCCUUGAAGACGCUGAAGCAUGUACUGGACCUGGGAGCCGCACCUGACGUUAUGACCACCACAGGUAUGACGCCGCUACUGAUCGGAACCUGGAACGGCUACCCUGACGUGGUCAAAAUGCUGCUGGAGAAAGGUGCCAAUCCUAAUGUGGCAAUGCCUGACACUCUGUAUUCACCACUGUACAUGUCGUCCAAAGCUGGCGACGUGGACAUGGUCAGAGCUCUGCUGGUCGCCAAGGCUGAUGUUGACUUCCAGACGUCUUGGGGGGUGACUGCGCUGAUCGUAGCAACUGUGUGGGGAAGAGUGAGGGUGGUACCAAUACUACUGCAGGCACUAGCCAACCCUAACAUAGUGGAGAAAGACGGGUUUACAGCGCUGCACAAGGCUGUGUACUACCGUCAUGCAGAGAUCGUCAAGGCGUUACUGAACCACCGUGCUCUCGUCAACGUCCAAGACUCCUUCGGAAGAACACCGCUCCACUAUUGUGUGGUGAGGAGGAAGGGAGAGUGGAAAACAGGCUCUCCCAGGGCCUCGUCCAAGACCACUGCCACCAAGGUGACCAUGAUGAUGGAACUGUUAACCAGUUGUCCUGAUGUUACCAUCACUGAUAAUUCAGGCAAGACGGUCUUGGACCUGGCUGAAGAGUUUCAAGCAAUUGAGCUUCAGGAUGUACUUAAAGGCUACGACAAGUCGAGGUGUGGGUAGCCUGGCACUACUACCCUCCCUGAGAGAUCAGGUCACUGAUCCUCCUUCCUUGGAGGUCAAGUCAGUCCUCCUGCUACCUACGUGGAUGGGCGUCACUGUUCCUACCCUCGUGAUCAUGCCAGUAUCUUUCUGCCUAGGGGCAUUUACUUCACUCUUCCUACCUACGUGGAUUGGGGCAAGACAUUUGUAGUGUUGUAUAAUGUUUCUCUGCCCAGGAAUAAUAAGCAUCACUUACCAUAGUGAGAGAAGAUGAUAUCACUACCUACCAUACUGAGAGAAGCUUGACGUCACUACCUACCACACUGGGAGAAGCUUGACGUCACUACCUACCACACUGAGAGAAGCUUGACGUCACUACCUACCACACUGGGAGAAGCUUGACGUCACUACCUACCACACUGGGAGAAGCUUGACGUCACUACCUACCACACUGAGAGAAGCUUAACGUCACUAUCUACCACACUGAGAGAAGUUUUUCUUUUUCGGGCCACCCUGCCUUGGUGGGAGGCGGCCGAGGUGUUUAUCAUUAUCUGAUUUAAUGUUAAAGCUUUUUCUAUGAACAUGCAAUGUGCUCAUACAUUCUCCAGGAGAUGGGAAGUCUCCACAAACUCGUACGAAACAUCAGGUCUGGUGUCUGGAAAGCAAGGCCUUGACGGGAUGUCGGAAGACUUGUCAUGUAUAUGUGACGUUUUCAACACACAUGAUGCCUCACACAACGCGCAAGUUUAGAUUAAACAUUGCUUCAUACAAAAUAAGUUUAUUCAGGUAUAGGUACACAUAAUAAUGUAUAUGAAAAUUACCUAGGAUAACAUCCCCCCCCCCAAAAAAAAAGUCAGACUGUCCAUUCAUUUUGCUUUCUUGCGACCAUCGACGUCAGCACAGUUUACAGGCGCAGAGAAUAUCUGAACAUGCUUCCAGCGACGUAUGUAGGCAUCGUAUUGGCUAGUAUGUUUGUUGUCUCCUGAGACAUAUUCCCAUGUCUUGAAAGGUAAAAGGACGAGUUAAUUAUCUUUGAUGGUUCCAUCACAAAGUGCUUACAAAGAUUAUGUUUAGGUCUUAUUACUACGUUAAACACCUACGUCCACUGUGAGAGCAUUGUUAGUCAAGGUUCUUACUUAAGGAACACUGCAGAAACUUUUAAAGUCCAUCAGACACAAUGCAAAUUAUAAUUUGCAGGUCACAAAAAUAUAAAUAUGCACAACCCCCCUGAUCCCACCCAAUUUUUUUUCUUCUGAAAUCCACGAAAGAGGAAGAACGUACAGGAUGCAUUUCAAAUAGUUACUAAGAUAAUUAUCUUCAUUCCAAUGGUAUCCCAGUUCACCUAGCAGCAAAAUAGGUACCUGGGUUUUAAUCGACUGGUGUGGGUCGCAUCUUGGAGACAAAAUUAACUUAAGCUGCCCGAAAUUCUCUUCAUAACAAGGGGCUUUCUGCAUAGUAUGUCACUGUCGUCAGCUAUGGUCUGUAUUAGUUGCAUCAUGUACCUGUUAAAAUAAAUAUUAUUAAUGUUAUUAUUAGUUGUGUGGAUGGAGUUACAGUAAGUACUGGAAGGCUCCCAUAUACACAGCGAUUUUUUGUAGAUAUGACUGACGAAAAGGAGUACGGGAAAGUAAAAAACCCCUUGCAGCUUUCGAUUACUCCCUUUUUUUUCAAUAGCACUUAUAAAAAAAGAACGCACUCUAAAGAGAGGUCUUAAACGAGUGCCUUUUGUGGUUAGAUGGCAGUGCUGGUGCCUCGAGGUUCGUGGCACCUCUCUGGCCCUAGGCUCACUAACCACCUCUUAUUAUUGUCUUACUAAAAGUAUUGUAUG